AUGCAGGCUGAGUCGGGGAUCGUGCCGGACUUCGAGGUGGGCGAGGAGUUCCACGAGGAGCCCAAGACAUACUACGAGCUGAAGAGCCAACCCCUCAAGAGCAGCAAUUCCGAGCAUCCUGGCGCUUCCAAGCCUCCCUUAAGCUCCUCCAGCAUGACCUCACGAAUCCUGCUACGCCAGCAGCUCAUGCGUGAGCAGAUGCAGGAGCAGGAACGUCGGGAGCAGCAGCAGAAGCAGCAAGCAGCCCAGUUCAUGCAGCAGCGAGUACCUGUCAGCCAGACACCUGCCAUCAACGUCAGCGUCCCCACCAGCCUGCCCCCCGCCACCCAGGUACCCAUGGAAGUCCUCAAGGUGCAGACUCACCUUGAGAAUCCAACCAAGUACCAUAUUCAGCAAGCCCAGCGGCAGCAGGUAAAGCAGUACCUCUCCACCACUCUGGCAAAUAAACAUGCCAACCAAGCCCUGAGCUUGCCAUGUCCAAACCAGCCUGGUGAUCACGUCAUGCCACCUGGAACUGGAAGCAGCGCGCCCAACAGCCCGAUGGCUAUGCUCACCCUUAACUCCAACUGUGAGAAAGAGGGAUUUUAUAAAUUUGAAGAGCAAAGCAGGGUUGAGAGUGAGUGCCCGGCUCUGAAUACACACUCACGAGCAUCAUGCAUGCAGAUGGAUGAUGUGAUAGAUGACAUAAUUAGUCUGGAGUCGAGCUACAAUGAAGAAAUCCUUGGCUUGAUGGACCCAGCCCUGCAAAUGGCAAAUACGUUGCCUGUGUCUGGCAAUUUGAUUGACCUUUAUGGCAACCAAAGCAUGCCUCCUCCAGGACUAAACAUCAGCAACUCGUGUCCAGCUAAUCUUCCUAAUAUAAAAAGGGAGCUCACAGCAUGUAUUUUUCCUACAGAGUCAGAAGCGAGAGCGUUGGCUAAGGAGAGGCAAAAGAAAGACAAUCACAACUUGAUUGAACGAAGAAGAAGAUUUAAUAUUAACGACCGUAUAAAAGAGCUGGGCACUUUGAUACCCAAGUCAAAUGACCCGGAUAUGCGCUGGAAUAAGGGAACUAUCCUGAAAGCAUCUGUGGACUACAUCCGUAAGCUGCAGAGAGAACAGCAGCGCACGAAGGAGCUUGAGAACAGACAGAAAAAGUUGGAACAUGCCAACAGGCAUCUGCUGCUCAGAAUACAGGAACUUGAGAUGCAAGCUCGGGCACACGGACUGUCCCUUGUCCCAUCUACAGGUCUUUGCUCCCCUGAUAUGGUCAACAGGGUCAUCAAACAAGAACCUGUGCUGGACAACUGCAAUCAAGACAUCAUGCCACACCACACAGACCUGUCUUGCACCACCACCCUUGAUCUCACCGAUGGUACCAUCACUUUCAGCGACAACCUCGGAAAUGUGACUGAACCAACUGGCACUUAUGGUGUCCCUGCAAAAAUGGGAUCCAAACUGGAAGACAUCCUGAUGGACGAUACCCUCUCCCCCGUGGGAGUAACUGACCCUCUACUUUCCUCCGUGUCCCCUGGGGCAUCGAAGACGAGUAGCAGGCGGAGCAGCGUCAGCAUGGAGGACACCGAUCACGCUUGUUAGCAUAUCCUUGGCACCCCUUUCACAAACUGCUUUGUUUCUUGAUCAGUAGAUGAAA
Molecule: messenger RNA, 1633 nt
Organism: Indicator indicator
Lineage: Eukaryota; Metazoa; Chordata; Aves; Piciformes; Indicatoridae
Gene: MITF
Product: melanocyte inducing transcription factor
Exons: 10
Coding region: 1-1578 (525 amino acids)
Biological process (GO): regulation of transcription by RNA polymerase II; melanocyte differentiation
Cellular component (GO): nucleus
Molecular function (GO): DNA-binding transcription factor activity, RNA polymerase II-specific; RNA polymerase II cis-regulatory region sequence-specific DNA binding; protein dimerization activity
Source: RefSeq, a predicted model, not a curated record